Pocillopora verrucosa is the source of this 1308-nucleotide messenger RNA. RefSeq names its product meprin A subunit beta-like. The record is from RefSeq and is a predicted model, not a curated record. Gene Ontology annotation, cellular component: membrane. Gene Ontology annotation, molecular function: zinc ion binding; metalloendopeptidase activity. Gene Ontology annotation, biological process: proteolysis. NCBI's taxonomy places the organism in Eukaryota, Metazoa, Cnidaria, Anthozoa, Scleractinia, Pocilloporidae.
AUGGCCCAAAUUGCUCUUCUUGUUUUAACUGCUUUUUCCACAAUUACAGCCACUUUUCCAUUUCCAGAGGAAGGCAAUACAGACGAGUCUCUUCAUGAGGGCGACAUCAAGCUGUCGCCUGAGCAACACGUUGCUCUUGAACUUUUUGGUGAUCCAACUGUCUCUAUAAGAGACGCUAGAGGGAUAACCAAUGAACGGAAACGUCUGUGGGACACCCUUGUAGUUCCAUACAACAUAACACUCGAACUGGAAGAGAAUCCUACCGCUAAAAAUGUCAUUCUUAGCGCAAUGCGGGAGUGGGAACAAAGCUCGUGCUUGAAGUUUGUGAGAAGAACAACCGAAAAGGACUAUAUUGAGUUUUUCAAAGGAGGCGGAUGUUGGUCAUAUGUUGGACGUCAAGGUGGAAAGCAGCAGAUUUCACUGGCCAGCGGUUGCUGGUAUCAAGGAACAGUUGUUCAUGAAAUGGGACACGCUCUGGGAUUCUGGCACGAGCAGAGUCGUCCUGACAGAGAUGACCACGUGGAAAUUGUUUGGAAAAAUAUACCAGAGGACAAGAAGCACAACUUCAGGAAGUACAACGUAUCUAAGAUAGACUCGUUGGGGAUCCCUUAUGACUAUCUAUCAGUCAUGCAUUACUCAUCAAAUGCAUUUGGUAUCAAUGGCUUGACCACUAUCAUAGCAAAGGAUCCGUCCAUCGAACAACUUGGGCAGCGGAUUGGUCUUAGCCCGCUGGACGUUAGACAGGCUGACUUGCUAUAUGACUGCAAAGGUAUAACUACCAGGCCGCCAGCAAAUCCCAGUCCUCUGCCACCCCCUGAUGGGCCCGAUGACUGCACAUUUGAUAACAGUCUUUGCGGAUUUACCAAUAUUGAUCGCGAUGACUUUGAUUGGACAAGGAGAAUGGGAAGGACUCCGAGUGGAAGGACUGGGCCUGAAACUGACCAUACAACUCUCCGUUUUGGAUUUUUCAUGUUCAUUGAGGCUUCAAAUCCCAUGAAGCUUAAUGAUACGGCUGUACUCCAAAGCAAGAUUUUUUUGCCUUCUGGCGAAAGGUGUCUACAAUUUUAUUACCACAUGUACGGAGAAGACAUGGGUGCGAUACACGUUCUGUAUUCAUCUGAUGCUGGAGAUAAGAAGAUCUGGGAAAAACAGCAAGAUCAGGGAAAUCAGUGGCAUUUGGCUCAUGUCCAGCUUUCUUCCGCGAAAUCCCCUUACAGGGUAAAAUUCGUUGGUGUUAGAGGAAAAGGCUAUCGAGGAGAUGCUGCUAUUGACGAUGUUUUCUUUACGGAUGGAAAAUGUCCGCGUUAA